Messenger RNA from Syngnathoides biaculeatus (alligator pipefish), 3760 nucleotides. It is a transcript of the gene tbc1d22b, whose product is annotated as TBC1 domain family, member 22B. The transcript has 14 exons. Gene Ontology annotation, molecular function: GTPase activator activity. NCBI's taxonomy places the organism in Eukaryota, Metazoa, Chordata, Actinopteri, Syngnathiformes, Syngnathidae. Bases 232 to 1770 code for a protein of 512 amino acids. The record is from RefSeq and is a predicted model, not a curated record. Gene Ontology annotation, biological process: activation of GTPase activity.
AACCGCAAGCCAGCUUUCGGUGUGCUCCAAGAUGGCGGCUUCCAUCGCCUCUUAGCUUCCAUCUCGUCCCAUUUGCGACUAAACCGCUUUUCCAGCGUCCGUCAAGGCUCAUGCAGAGGGAGAGGGGAACCGAAUGGUCGUCGAUGGCUGACGGAAGUGGUUUCCUCAUGGUAGCUCGGUGCGUGGAGCCGGUGUCGAUGUCGGCCUAAGGGAGGGCUGUCUUAACAGAGUAUGGCCACCGAGAACAGGAUCAAUUUUUGGAGGAGAAACGCAAAGGUUCCGGGAAGUUCACAUGUGGUCUUCUCCAGUGUGCAGCCUGUUUAUGGAGCACAGCAUCCUCCUCUCGACCCAUGCCUGCGACGCUCGUAUCCCAAAGACACAAAGCUGAAGUUAAACAAUCUCAAAUCUAAAAAGACCUCAAGCUUCCAUGAGUUUGCACGGAGCACAAAUGAUGCUUGGGACAUUGAUGACGAUGAGGAGGAUGACGAUUUCAUUGGUAACUCUACCCUGUGCUCUUCCCUGCCAUCGGAACUGCAGUCUGCAUUCACUCAGAAGCAGACGGGCGAUGCAGCUGCUGUCACACAAAGUGGGAUGUCACAAGCAACAGAGGACGACGCUGAGUGCGAGCUUGUAAACAGCAAAGUCAUCAAGUCAAACAGUGAGGUCCACCUUAGUACAUCCUCAGUGCGUGCGACACUGCAGAAGCAGCAUUCUCUCCCGGUUCGACCCAUCAUCCCUCUGGUGGCUCGCAUUUCAGACCAGAAUGCAUCAGGAGCCCCUCCCAUGACAGUGCGGGAAAAGAGCCGACUGGACAAAUUCAAGCAACUGCUGGCGAGUGCCAACACUGACCUUGAGGAGCUGCGGAAGCACAGCUGGUCAGGCAUACCGAGGGAAGUCCGUCCUAUCACAUGGAGGCUUCUCUCUGGUUACCUCCCAGCCAACAAGGACCGCAGGGAGCUUGUGCUCAAAAGGAAACGAGAGGAGUACUUUGGCUUCAUUGUGCAAUAUUACCACUCCAGAACAGAUGAGCACUAUAAAGACACAUACCGACAGAUCCACAUCGACAUUCCGAGGACCAACCCUCUGAUUCCAUUGUUCCAGCAGCCUGUAGUACAAGAGGUUUUUGAGCGUAUCCUCUUCAUCUGGGCAAUUCGACACCCAGCCAGUGGCUACGUCCAGGGGAUCAAUGAUCUAGUCACUCCCUUUUUUGUUGUCUUCUUGUCCGAGUUUGUCAUGGAGGAUAUGGAGAACUUUGAAGUGGCUGCUCUUUCUCUGGACAUUCAGAGAAACAUAGAGGCAGACAGCUUCUGGUGUAUGAGCAAACUGCUGGAUGGAAUUCAGGACAAUUACACCUUCGCGCAGCCAGGAAUCCAGAACAAAGUCAAAGCUUUAGAGGAGCUUGUCAGUCGGAUUGAUGAGGACAUUCACAAUCAUUUCAAAAAGUACGAGGUGGAAUAUCUGCAGUUUGCUUUCCGGUGGAUGAACAAUCUCUUGAUGAGGGAACUGCCACUCCGUUGCACAAUCCGUCUCUGGGAUACAUACCAGGCUGAAGCAGAAGGGUUCUCCCAUUUUCACUUGUAUGUCUGUGCCGCUUUCCUCAUUGAGUGGCGCAAAGAAAUUCUCUCCAUGGUUGACUUUCAGGGCCUUCUUAUACUACUGCAGAACCUUCCCACAAUCCACUGGGGUAACGAAGAAGUGGGGCUCCUCCUGGCUGAAGCCUACAGAUUGAAAUACAUGUUUGCGGAUGCUCCCAGCCACUAUAAGCGAUAGACUUUUUAUUUUAUAGCACAUGCAGCGCUUGAACAUUUGAAAGUCUCUGAGCCUUUUGAUUAGCUUACAAAGACACUCAGUCCUAUGAAAAUGAAUCCUCGUGGUGAAAAUCACGUUGGACUUGAUGGUGAAUGUGGAACUAUUUUGCCAUUCUCAUUUGCAAUUAACACGGGACUGUUACGGUAUAGAAGCACACACACACCUGCCAUCUUGCUCCAGUCAUGCAUCUCUUAAUUUUUCGUGUUUCAUGUAUUUUCCGGAGAACUUUCUGUGAUUUUAAAGGGAUAGGUGAAUGUCUUUAAUACGAUCCUUUUAAUCGAAAGCUGUGUACAGAUGAUAUUUUUACUUAUUUUUUUAAGUUAUUGAGUUCAGAAGUGUUGAGAAUUAACUACAAGAUAGUAAGAUAUACGAGUCUCAUACAUCAAAAUUGUUGAACACUCUAAAGAGUUUGGUGGGGGGAGCAUUAAACCUAUGUCACUUUCAACUCUUCCUUCAGACAAAUUUUCCUUAGAGUGAUGAAAAACAGAAAAUGGAUGGAUGGUCAGAAUUAUUUGCAAUGUACAAUCGGGUCAUCAGAAGGAGAGGUCCUUUUAUUCUCAAGAUUAGCAAGUUUUGGAAUUGUAUACAUAAUCUAAUUGCAUAAUUUACAGGUACAUAAAUUGAGAGGUGUAGACUUAAGAGUUUGGUGUUGAAAUUUGCUGUUACAUUUCACCUGGCGAAAAGCGUAAGAAAGCACUUUUUUUUUUUAAGUGGUUUACAGUACGUGUGAUUUUUACACCCUCCAAAUGUGGGAAAUGAAGACCGCCAGGCUAAUGUAGCUUUACCACUCUUUUUUUUUUUUUUUUUAAGUUGGUCUUAUUUUAUGAUUAAAGUAAUACAUUAGUUUCGAUUUGUAUGUUUCUGUCGAGGUCAUCAAAAUGGAACCAUGUACAGUAUUAUACUGGUAUGUCUAAGCUUGGAACUUUUGAGUUUCGAGGCACAAUUUUAGUCCCCUCCCCCGUAAUGAUUUUGCCAAAUGUCUCUGUAUGAUCGACGUAUAUACUAAGAGUAUUGCGUUACACGACUUCCUACGUACCCUGUUGGUUUUUAAUAUAAUUUAGUCAAUGGUACUGAAAAAUACUGGUACUUAGUUAAAGUACAGUCCUAUUGUACUUGAUUAGUCAGUCCUGUGAAAGGCAGUGUAGCUCAGCUCAGAAUAUGUGACAACGCCUGUGUAAUGUACUAAACUGCUGAUGUUUAUGGUGGGGGCAAAAAUGCUUUUGCAGCAUUCAUGCGACUUCUGUGUUUGUUUGUUUGUUUUGGAUGAGGUUAUUCUUGUGCCCACUUGAUGAAACGCUAGGUUAUUUGUCACCCAUUGCAGGUGAUCCUUUUAAUAGCAAAUGUUAAUUUGCUUCGUCUUGGGCCUGUGGUACAUUUAUCUCCUUUAAAUGUGCAUUCAUUUUUAUUGAAACGGCGAUCAAGUACAUUUUUUGUUUGUGAUGUUGCUAGUGUCAGACUUAUUGUGGACUGGAAGCCUGGCUUUAUGGCAGCUAUUCAACUAAAUGUUUUGAUUCAUGUUCAGGAAAAAUUCUGAUUUUCUAAUGUCAAUAAUCUGCAAAUCUUUUUUUAAGUGAGGUGCUUUUGCUACCUUGAUAUCUAAACAUUUAAAUAAAGUUUUAGCGCAGUAUAUGCAUUAUUUUUUUGCCAGUUUCCCUCCAUUUUGUUAGUGCUAAAAAUGUGGUCCCUCCAUGUGUUUUUCAUUCAGGUACAUUUUUUUCCCUUCUUCCCCACCAUUAAGGUAUUGUUCAUUCCAUGAUUGUUUUUCAUAUUCAGGCGUUAUGUAUUUGUGACCAAUUAAUGAAUGUCUGUUUCUGUUCAAUCAAUGCCAACUCUUUAUUUGGGUAAGUGUACGCUGUUGAAUUAGCAGACGUUUAAGCCUUAAAGAAAGAAUUUAAUUACAGUAUUCGCUGUAGUGUUCCUUGUUUAUAUUAAACGCUUGAUCUUCAUUUGA